UUUCAAUCAGAGAGAAAACUUUUCUGCGCAUUAAAAUAAUUAAUUAAACUAAGAAAUAACAAGUACAAUUGAUUAAAAACAGCAUAGAAGUAAUAAUGACGCAAUUUGAAAAUUCUGAAAACGCAAUUAAGCGUUUAGAAGUGGAAAAUCAGAGCUUAAAGAGUCGAUUAGAUGAUAAGACUCAACAAUACUUGAAAGUUUGGGAACGUGAUUUUCAUUUUGGCAUUUUGAUUGAGGAUGUCUUGGAAAAACCCGAAUUAAAGCAUGCUUUAAAAGUUUUGAACAUCCUUAAGCAAGGACUUGAUGUUCCUGACGAUUUCAAGGCACCGACUGCUAAUAAAGAGGAAGUUGAACAGCUUACUAAAGAGAUUGAUGAGAUAACUAAGGAAGUCGAGCGUCUCCGAAUUGAUAAGCAAAAUAAUGAUAUUAAGUGUAGUGAAGUUGAUAAGAAUAUCCGGAAUCUUAAUAAUGAAAUUGUUGAACUAAAAGCUGAAUGUAAGAAAUCCGAAAAUGAAUUGGCUGAAAUCAAGAUGUACUAUGAGAAGAAAAUGACUGAAUUAAUGUGGAAGAAUGAUAAGCUGACUGAAGAAAAGGAAUUCCGUAAGUUUCAGUUAAAGAAGCAUCAAGAAAAUAGCAUUAUCGUUAAUCAGGAAAACGACAAGGAAAAUCAAUCACAAGAUAAGGUUCAAAAGCUAUUGAUGGAUAUUGCUCGUUUGGAAGGAAAGCUCCUUAACAAGGAUAAAGAAUUAAAGGUCGUGUGGGAAAAGGUCGAGUUCUACCGGAACCAACUUAACAAGUAAAUAUCAAUUAAAUUUUUAAGUAUUUUUUUUUGUCUGCUAAAUGCAAUUUGAUUCUAUCUGCGAUAUAAAACGCC
Messenger RNA from Chironomus riparius, 874 nucleotides. Lineage: Eukaryota; Metazoa; Arthropoda; Insecta; Diptera; Chironomidae. The record is from the annotation of a GenBank genome assembly.